Molecule: messenger RNA, 1130 nt
Organism: Paramuricea clavata
Lineage: Eukaryota; Metazoa; Cnidaria; Anthozoa; Malacalcyonacea; Plexauridae
Source: the annotation of a GenBank genome assembly
AUGAACAUUGGAGAUAAUAACGCACUGAUUGUUGAUGCCAUGGCAAUAUUACAAGCACUGAAAGGGAAAUGGAAAACAUUUGGGGAGUUUGCGGAUUCGAUAUUCCAUUAUUUGGUGAAGCUGGCAAGGGAAUGCAAAGCUAAUAGACUUGACUUUGUUGCUGACAGGUACCCUGCAAUAAGUAUCAAGAACUCGUAAAGUCCAAGAGGGCUGCUCAAGGCGUCCAGAGAGUACACAUUUUAAACAAAAACCAAAACAUUCCAAAGCAGUGGAAAAAGUACUUAAGCUCUGGAGAAAACAAGGAAUCGUUAAUCGCGUUCCUAUGUGAUCACUGGAGGAGUUACAUUUCCUCGUCUCUAAGCCAUCUAGAUUGUAUAUACGUAACCAGAAAAGAGAAAUGCCUGUUGAUCACAUCUGGUACCACCCAGACCGAACACGUUUCAACACGAGAAGUCCCUCAGCUGGAGUGUGACCACGAGGAAGCAGAUACGCGAUUACUCCUUCACUACAAGGCUGCAGCACUUUCCCAUCAACGUAUCAUCAUCAAAUCACCAGACACAGAUGUGUUUGUACUUUUUAUUGCUAUGCAGAAGACCAUUGGCAAGGAACUUCUUAUGACGACAGGAACUGGCAACAAAUUUCGUCUGAUCGAUAUUUCUUCAAUAUUGAAUGUACUUGAUGAAGAGUUAUGCGCAUGUUUGCCAGGAUUCCAUGGUUUUUCUGGUAUAAGGCAAUGUUUGCUAAAUUUUAAAUCAGUUAUUUUUAGACGACUAAAUCGGUUUUAUUUCUUAUCAGUUUCUUUCUUCCUGUUUUUUAUAGGAUGUGAUUCCACCAGCGCAUUCCUGGGCAAAGGUAAAGUAAAACCUUGGAAGGCACUGCAAAUGAAUCCGAGAUUCAUGGAAAUUUUUUCUCAGUUAGGAAGAUCAGCUGAAGUAUCCGAUGAGCUUGUCGUGUCACUGGGUACAUUUGUCUGUCUUCUUUAUGGCGAACAUGUGUUGAUGAGUGCAGAUACCAGCUUUUUAAGUCAGGCAAGUAUUCCGACGAUGUUCUUCCUCCAGAUAGUGACAGCCUUCGGCAACACAUUAAAAGAGCAAACUUUCAAGCACUCGCGUGGAAUCGGUGCCUACUAG